CCUUUCCGAGCGGCCGGUGGUGGUGGUGUUCGCUCUCGUGUCGCGCUGUAAUGACGGCAUCGCUCUCCUUUCCCGGAAGCGGAAGGCGGUUGGGAUGGAGAAGGCGCUGGCGCUGCAGGGGCGGCGAGUCCGGGGCUCGGGCCCGUGAGUGCGGGGCGGGGAUGGCAGGAGCCCCGGGCGACCCCACCUCCUCUCUUCAGGGGCCCGGCGCCGGGGAGCGCGCUUUGGCGGAGCUGCUGCUGGAGUUCUCGAGAGCGCAGUACCGGGCCCGGGAUGGAGGGGGCGGUAGCGGGGGAGGCGGCGGAGGAGGAGGAGGCACCUCGGCAGGUGGAGGCGGCGGCGGGGCCGGCAGCAACGCCAAGAUAGAGCGCAUUGAGAAAUGCUGUCUUGAGUUGUUUGGCAAGGACUACUGCUUCAGCGUGAUCCACAAUGGGAAUGGUGAAAUCUGCAGCCAUUACCCCCGCCUGAUUGUCUUCUUGGAGUAUGAGAGUACAGAUCAAGAGAGGCACACAUUUGAGAGCACCGUCCAAGUUGGCAAGCUGCAAGACCUCAUCCACCGCAGUAAAAUGGCCAGGUGUAGAGGGCGGUUUGUCUGCCCCGUCAUCCUCUACAAGGGCAAGCAUAUAUGCCGAUCGGCCACCCUGGCGGGGUGGGGGGAACUUUAUGGGCGCACAGGAUACAACUACAUUUUCUCAGGGGGCACAGACGAUGCCUGGGCAGAUCCAGAGGACAUGUCAGAAGAGGACUCUGCUUUCAGAAAUGCAGACUCGCAGCUGUUCGACAAGGUCCGAGGUCAUGACAUCAAGCUCUUGAGGUACCUGUCGGUUACGUACAUCUGUGACUUGAUGGUGGAGAACAAGAAAGUGAAGUUUGGCUUGAACGUGACGUCUUCCGAGAAGGUGGAUAAAGCACAGCGCUAUGCAGACUUCACCCUCCUCUCCAUCCCAUACCCAGGCUGUGAAUUUUUCAAGGAGUACAAAGAGCGGGGCUACCGGGCGGAAGGGCUUGUUUUUAACUGGAAACAGGAUUAUGUUGAUGCUCCUCUCAACAUCCCAGUCUCUCUCACCGAGCGGUUGAACAUUGACUGGAGCGAGUAUCAGAGCUGGGACCUGGUGCAACAGACACAGAACUACCUGAAGCUCCUGAUCUCCAUUAUUAAUGGUGACGAUGACAGUGGGCUCCUGAUACACUGUAUAUCCGGCUGGGACAGGACGCCUCUCUUCAUCUCCCUCCUGCGCCUCUCCCUGUGGGCUGAUGGGCUGAUCCAUGCAUCCCUGGAACCUGCGGAGAUCCUUUAUCUGACCGUGGCCUAUGACUGGUUUCUCUUUGGGCACAUGCUAGUGGAUCGACUCAGCAAAGGGGAGGAGAUUUUCUUUUUCUGCUUCGAUUUUCUGAAGCACAUCACCUCCGAGGAGUUUUCGGCUGCUAAGCCGCCAAGACGGAAGAGCCUGCCACCCGGAUUUACUUUGGAAGAGAUCUGUAUGCUGAAGCAGAGGGACCGGGGCAGCCCUACUAGUCUCAGCAGCGACUUCUCUCUUGUGAUGGAGAACUCACCUGGGGCUGCAGGGAGCUUCACCUACGAAGCAGUGGAGCUGAUGCCAGCAGGGUCCCAAACACAGGCUGCUUGGAGGAAAAACUGUGCCUCUUCCCCACAGACAGUCCUGUGGGGUCGGCCGCAACAGUCCGAGGAACGGCUGCCCGUCCAGGGUGUGCUCGAAGCAAAGUCCUCCAGCUCCUCCUCUUCCAACCACUCGGAGAACUUCUCAAGGCUGGGCAGCAGUCCUCUGGAAGUGCCCAAAGCCAGAUCUGCAGACCAUUCUCUGCCUGGAUCCUCCAUCUCUACAGACUUUGGCAGCUGGCAGCUGGUAACGGGGAAUGGCAGUAUACAGGAGCAAGCAGACUCCUCCCUCCCUCUCAGCUUCCCGGAUGAGCUCCCUAACAGUUCCCUCCUGGUGACGCUGACGGAGAGGGAGACCCGGCUGGAGGACGUGCGCUCGGCGUUUCUGGCGGCCUACAACAGCACGGUGGGCCUGAAGCCUGUGAUGCCCAGCCCAUCGGGAGCCAUCGGUGGCCUUCUGGAGCAGUUUGCCCGUGGCGUUGGACUAAGAGGAAGCAGCGUUCUUUGAGACCCCCUCCCACCACCACCACCCACCACUACCAACAACAGCAACGCUGCCCUGUCUGGGUUGCUUUCUAGUCCGGAAGGUGAAGGAACCUCAUAAGCCAUGAGAGCCCAGUGGCCAGCUUCUGGCUUGGGCCAGAGCAUCAGGCUACGCUCUCCUCUGUACGCUAUUUGACUGCCAGCCCUUCUGGGUCCAUCACUGACUGACUGACUGACUGACGGGUCACAGCUUUCAGCUGCCUUGGGCUGGGCUGGUUUCCACUAGAAUGAUGAGCUGGGGGAAUGGUUCUCCACACCCCCCAACUCAUAUAGGAUUUGGCUAGCUCUGACAAAUCACCACAGUAAAAUGUGUCAAACCCCC
Molecule: messenger RNA, 2483 nt
Organism: Podarcis raffonei (Aeolian wall lizard)
Lineage: Eukaryota; Metazoa; Chordata; Lepidosauria; Squamata; Lacertidae
Gene: MTMR14
Product: myotubularin related protein 14
Exons: 19
Coding region: 51-2126 (691 amino acids)
Biological process (GO): dephosphorylation
Molecular function (GO): phosphatidylinositol-3-phosphate phosphatase activity
Source: RefSeq, a predicted model, not a curated record